UCCCGUGCCCUUUCCUCUCUUUUUGCAUUUGAUACCACCGCAGGCAGGUCCUGCUGCAACUUGCCUUCAUUUCGCUCACAUAGCCUUGCCUUCCUUUGGUUCACUUGUCCCUGAAUCUCUCGCUCUAUUAGAGAAAACAGGUUGUCCUUUCACUUUUCACACCAACACAAUGGGCCGGUUCCUUAUGCUUUUCACUUUCAGUUUCUCCUUUCUGCUCUUGCCUGGCGUCCUCGCCGGCUUGGACCCAAGGCACAACCUCCCGUCGUUGGCGUUGACCGCCGCUCUUUCUGUCCCGGGCUUCUUUGCCCCUGCAGUCUCUGGCUAUGUCCUACCAGUGACGACGACCCGCGAGGAGUUGGCGUGGAGACGUGACUCUCUCCUUCCACGCAAACACAAUGACCACAAACAUAAUGGUGGUGGUGCUGGCGCUGCUGCCGCCAGUGCCAACACCACAAGCACCCAAAAUACAACCGAUGCCGCUGCUGCGUGCAUGGCUGCGGCCAUGGAAGCUGCCGUCAAUCAGACCGGCGUGGCCAACGUCACCGAGGCCGUGGCCAUGAGCAACACCUCCAUGUCCGCCAUCGCCAGUGCCUGUGCCGGGAAUUCCACGGAUCUCGUCCAAGCUGUGGCCGCGGCGACGAAUGAUACCGCAGCCUCAACCAACGUCACCAGCGACGCAACCGCAAGUAACAGCACAAUCGACGACAGCUCUUCAACCAAUUCUUCCUCAUCAGCUGACACCGGGACCGGAAACGGUAACGGUAACGGUAACGGUAAUGGCAAUGGCAACGGCAAAGGACGAGGCAAAAACAACAAUGAUGCCACCACCGACAACGCGAACAACAACAACGGCAACCCCAUUAGCGCGGUCAUCGACGACGCCUUGCAGGUUCUCGACUCCGUCAUCGGCAAGCGCGGCGACGCCGACGACGUCGCCAAGAUGACCAAGCGCGACAACAAGUACCGCGACAGCGUGGUGCGCAAGAAGUGGGUGGCCGGCCUGGACGAGAGGGCGUUCUGAGCAUAUAUAGCCAUAUGUUCUCGCCUAAGUGUUCGAUGUAUUUGUAUGGAGGUCCCAUCUGCGGACGGCAUUCGAAGCUUUGUACAGUCGUCCCCUGCCCCUGGGAAAAAGAAGGGGGAAAACAAUUGGUUCUGGAAUGCCAGAAGCAUGGCUCGGAGGUCGAAACGGAAUUUGAACAAAUAUGGAGUCCUGGCAGAGGUCUUUUUCGAAAAUUUCAGGGCAACAACGAACGGGAAGAAAAGAGAAAAUGUAUGAAUUGAAUGCAAUGCAAUGCGAUGCGAUGAAACAGGGGGAAAGAAGAAAAGGGAUAGAUGCCUCAGAGAUUCCGAGAGGCAAGGAAGAAUUAGCGCACGUCCAUAGACAAGAUGAAAAAAAGUUCGUGUAAACAUGAACAUGAACC
Messenger RNA from Cladophialophora immunda, 1421 nucleotides. RefSeq lists its product as uncharacterized. The transcript has a single exon. The record is from RefSeq and is a predicted model, not a curated record. Lineage: Eukaryota; Fungi; Ascomycota; Eurotiomycetes; Chaetothyriales; Herpotrichiellaceae. Bases 170 to 1021 code for a protein of 283 amino acids.